AUGGUGUCUCAUAGGCCAGCAGAAGAGUGGGAAAGAGGAAGAGAGCAGGGUGCAUUUUGGGAAAGUCAGGAAAGCUGGAGCCUGGUAAAGAGUCCGUUGGAAAGUCUGCAACUUCUGAUGCAGCUUUUGGGGAAGUGUUACAGGGAGGCGCGUGAGGCUGGAUUUCAAAAGGAUCAGUUAAGGCCAAGUGCUGUAGAAGCAGACUCGCCUGCAGUUGGAGUGAAAUAUUCUGUUCCUAAUAAAACAGGAGGAAUGAAGAGUUUACAAACAUUCAAAUCAGACUGGGAUUCUACUAGUUUGAGACCCAAUAAUGCGGCUGGUCAAAGAGCCCAGCACUUGAAAGUCGAUAAAUGUCUGUUGGUAUCACAAUCAGUGACCACAGACCAGUCAGCACCCACAGAACUGAGGCAGGCGGCCCUAGUAGAUAAAGACCAGAUGAAUAUUGGAGCCGUGUCUCUGUCAGAAAAUGCAGCGCUCCGUGGCCUGCAUGAAUCACAGCUGCCAGAGAACAGCAGCAGCAAGGAAGCAGACCUAGACUUAGAAAUGGCAUCUGAGGAAGAGCAAGAAGGACGUGCUGGGAGUGAAAACAACCAGUCACAGGAUAAAUGUGUUUUACAAGCAUGUACUGUGAAAGAAAAGAAAUCUGAAGGUCAAAUCAGGCAGAUUAAUCUUUCACCUGUGCAUCUGCAAAAAAUGCCUGGAGAACCAGGAAUGAAUAAGGAACAGGACAGAAAGGACGUACCUGUAUCUUCAAAACAUUCUUGUGUGGAGAAGCAUGAGGACAUGUGGGUCAAAAAAGGCAAAUUAGACUGGAAAAAUAAUACAAAAUUUAUCACAAAGAAGUUAAAUCAGAAAGUCAGUAAAAUCCGUGAAAAAUGCAAAAUUACUGUUCAUCGUAAGGCAGAGUCACUACAUGACAACUCUGAACUACAUGGUGACUUAAAGGAACUACCUUCCAAUGUGACAAAUAAUAUAUGUUAUUCUGAGGAAAAAGAUGCACCUGGAGCCUCCGUCUCUGUAGGAUUCCAGGCGUUCCCUCAACACAAAGAGCCCAGUCUUGAAAAUGUUUUUCCAUCUUACUCCAAGUCUGGUUCAGCAAAGUAUGGCAGCCAGUCAUCUUCAAAACUUUAUUUAAAUGAAAAUAAGUUAACUGAAAAUGAUAAACCAGACACUGAACAUGUUUUUAAUAAAAAUGAGGAGGGUUUUUAUAACGAUAGAGCAAAUGAAAUAAGGAACCGAGUCCGACUUCUGGUGGAAGAAGACCAAGAAUUUGAUACGAAAAGAAAACAGAAAAGGAGCCAGAGUGCUCCCUGGAAAUCAGACACUGGACACGCACCUCAGGUCAGUGACCCAGAAAGCCUUUUUGGCUUGUGGCUUUCCCGCCCUGGUGAGAUGAAACACAUGAUUCAGAUAAAAAGUCACGAUAUGUCUGCUGUUUCAAAUACUCAUAAGAAAACCAAACCAAUACAAGACCAGCUCCAGAAGCCAUUGCUUGCAGAUAACUGCGGUGCUAAUAACUCUAAAAUCAUGGACCCCGAAUUAGGAAAUUUGAGUUCUUCUCCAUCAAAUGGUAACAGAAAAGUAUAUCUAAAAGAGUUACACCAAGAUAUGCAAAGGUUUAAGAAUGAGGUAGGCAUGUUACAAGUAGAAUUCCUGGCUUUGGAAAAAGAAAUUCAGCUUCAGAAAGAGGUUAAAGGAGAAGAGAACAGGAACAAAAGUGGUGAACUGAAAGGAUCAGAAACCAUGUGUGAUGGCAACUGUUAUAAAGGACCAACUCAGCGGAGGAAGAGGGGAAAAACUGAUGAUCAGCAGUUUCCUGCUCUGCAGAAAGGAAAUUCUGAUAGUAGCUCCCCUGGCUUGCCUAUGAAGGAAGUAAAGAAGAAUGAAAGUGGAAAAUGGACAUUAAAAGCAUCUGUGACUUCACAUGUAUUUGAGAAGACUGCCUCACUAGCUGGUGGUCUCCUACACAUGAAUGACAACAGCAGUUUAAGUGAAGGCGAUCUAGAUGAGGACAAGUCUUCAAAGAAAACAUCUGCUAAAAAGGACAAGGUCAAAGAGCAGAUGAAUUCUGUGGAUGACCUCGAUGACUUAACUCUGUCACCAGAAACAGCUUCCGAGGACUGCGAGUCGCUUUACCCUAAUUAUAAGAACACCCUGAGGCUAAUCGAACGACUUGUCCUGGAGUGUAAAGAUUAUGUUACCUUAUUGAAAAUUCAGAAUGCAGUUCAUUCACUCAGAAGAUUAAUAGAAUGUAAAGAAUCUGACUGUGAACUACUUAGAGGAAAAGUUAAAAAAAUGGAAAAUAAGGUUAACAAGCUACAAAAAGAGCUUUUGGAAGCAAGAGAAAUGAAUUCACAGUUAGAACGUCAAAAUGUGGCAUGGGAACGAGAGCUCUGCAGUAUGAGGUACUGA
This is a messenger RNA of Camelus dromedarius (Arabian camel), 2412 nucleotides long. Its product is annotated as putative coiled-coil domain-containing protein 144B. Lineage: Eukaryota; Metazoa; Chordata; Mammalia; Artiodactyla; Camelidae. The record is from RefSeq and is a predicted model, not a curated record.